ACACAUUUUAAUAGGAAACGUCUGAUUACCGAUCGUUGGAAUAACACGUGCGUCCACUUUAUUAUAAGAAACGGCUUUGAUGUGUUUGUGGUCGGGAAUCUCUUGAAAGAAGUAUAAAUGGUAUGGGCUUCGAUAGUGAGUUUCUAUCAAUGUGUCGAGAGCUUUUCCCUGAGGUGGUCCUUUUGGAUUGGAACGAGGAAAAAUAUGCCCGCCUCCAGGGAUACCUUCAUCUUUCCCAGGGAGAAGUGGAACUGUGUCUGGAUCUUCGCCUUCCCUUAGCUCAAUCUCGAAUCCGUGGAUGUUGGAAAGCAAGACAAUUUCUCUUUCAUUCCCCUCUUUCAGUUGGCAAGAUAUUGGAGGAAUCUAGCUCCCCUCAUCACCUCCUUCAACAGCUCCAUCUUCUUUUGAGGGAAGGGGAAAAAGCGUUGAAUACGGCGGAACCGAUUACGAGGAUGGUCUUAUCCGAUGCGGAGAUGCUGAGAGAUGUGGAAACGAAGAUUGGCUGGUCUCAUGUCACCUGGAUCUCCCCCGAUUUUCGAGACGUUCACCUGGAAUGCAGGGAUCCGCAUGGGAGGAGGCACGAGUUGAGAAUCCGGAAUCGGGAACGGGUGCACGUGGAACUCCCCGGGGUCGGGAAGCGGGAGUUGCCCUGGAAACCCGGAACGCGGUUGAAUCUCAAAGACACUUGGGACUGGUUCGUUAAGGAGGUGGAGGGAUUCCAGGUCUUUUGGGACGCCAUGGAGGAACUGGACGAGAGAUUGUGGAUCCUGGAUCCUCCUUCCCGGGCUCGGCUGUCGGUCGACUAUCGACGCUUUGCCGCCGGUCCGGGCCUGUCGAUCCAGAUGGUGGUGAAGCCGGAAGAGCCGAGGGCCCUGCCGGCGCUCCGAUUCCUCGGUCCCGAUCACCUCGUCUCACCCCUCCGAGACACCCUCCAUUCACGCCUACAUGAAUGGAAAGAAGAGAAGGGCUUGGUGGAGAAUCUGGAAACUGUUUUGGGCCGGGAAUUACCAUCAGGGCCCAGGGAUGGAGAGAUGGAGGUGGAGACGAAUCAAGAAUGUGGGAUCUGCUAUUCCUAUCGUCUUGGGGAUGCCAUUCCGGAAAAGUCCUGCAACGAACCCCGAUGCGGUCGACCCUUUCACACUCAAUGUCUGAUUGAUUGGUUGCUUUCCGUGCCGAGCUGUCGACAGAGCCUGAACAUGAUCUUCGGGGAAUGUCCCUAUUGCAACAAGGUCUCUUUGCUUUCCCUUAUGUGA
Molecule: messenger RNA, 1253 nt
Organism: Darwinula stevensoni
Lineage: Eukaryota; Metazoa; Arthropoda; Ostracoda; Podocopida; Darwinulidae
Source: the annotation of a GenBank genome assembly